GCACCGUCUGGGAAGCUGCAAGCUGGCUGGGGUGGCCCUUGAUGGGUGGCUUGAAGAGCGCACAAUUUUCUAUCUUAUCACAGCAGCAAAUAGCUCUGGGAGUGUCAAUGGGCUACCGAGCUUCUCUUCCAUCUGUUUCCCAUACCACUUAUAUUUCUUUGUAUACCCUCGUCGAGCCCUGAUCGCAUCUUGACUGUCGUGAGACUUCCUCCUCACGUCACCUCGUCAUCGGAUCUCGUCCUCCACUGCACCUCUCCGUCACCACUACUGGCACCUCCGCAUUUUGCUGCACGACAUUCCCCCAUCCCCACUCCCAAGCCGGCCACAAUUCACUCGACUCGGCUCCGGCCAAGCACCUCGCCAUGUCGCUCACACGAGUAGCCUCCGUCGAUGGCUUCGAACGUGAGCGGAGAGGCUCCAACGUCUCUUCGCACCGAAGAAUGAGUUUCAACCCUGUCAGUGAAUGGAUGCCGCCCAAAGACCGGAAACCCAGUGUGGUCUCGAUCGCUCUGCAGUUUGAAGAAGUCUCCAAACAAAAGCGCAUACUUCAGGUUGUUGUUGCCAUAAUAUAUUGUCUCUUCGCCGCCGGAAUAGUCUUUGGCUACGCAGCCAUCAAACCUGUCUUGAUCGAUGAGGGCGUCUUCAAAGACCUGUGUACCCCAGAAGAGGUGGACCAACACGUUUCGCCAUGUUACAAACAAGAGAUCCGGUUGAACUUGAUGUUCACCGUGGCAGCUGUCUCGACCAAUGUCGCAGCCCUGCCCAUCGGCACCAUCCUUGACAAGUACGGUCCCAAAGCCUGUGGCCUCAUAGGCAGCAUCUUUCUCACGACCGGAGCACUGCUGUUUUCCUUCGCAUCAGAAGUCGAUGGCGACCUCUUUACACCGGGCUACUUCUUCCUCGCUCUUGGCGGUCCUUUCGUCUUCAUCUCCUCCUUUCAACUCUCCAACACUUUCCCCCAGAACUCAGGUCUCAUACUUGCGCUCCUGACGGGUGCGUUCGACUCGUCAUCAGCUCUCUUCCUCAUUUUCCGUCUCAUCUACGAAGCUACCGGAGGCAAACUGAACACACACCGCCUCUUCCUCCUCUACCUUGUCGUCCCCAUCUUCAUUUUCAUCGUCCAGGUCUUCAUCAUGCCCAAAGAAUCUUACAAAACUGUAAGUGAAGUGGUCAAGGACGCCGAAGAAGAGGUUAACGCUCCCACACCGCCCGAAGCGUCCGAAGAAGAACGCCGUACUAUCCAAGAGCGACGGGAGAGCACCAUCCAGGAGAUAUCGCUGCUAUUGGACAAGUCGACCAACACAAAACGCCAGAAGCGAGAAGAGCACAAGAAUGCAAAGUCCGGUGUGUGGGGAGCCAUGCAUGGCUACUCCGCCCUCCAGCAGAUCAAAUCACCCUGGUUCUGGCUCAUCACGCUUUUCACCGUCGUGCAGAUGACCCGGAUCAAUUACUUCGUGGCCACGAUCCGCCCCCAAGAACGGUACCUGCUAGGCUCCCCGGAGAGAGCGAAAAUGGUCAACGACUUUUUCGACGUGGCACUUCCCCUGGGAGGCGUGUUGAGUAUCCCUUUCAUUGGCAUAUUAUUGGAUAACACAUCUACGCCCUUCGCCCUAGGAUUUCUUGUCGUCGUAGCUACCAUCAUUGGCAUAUUAGGCUGUCUCCCAUACAUGUGGGCCGCUAUCGGCAACGUUUGCCUCUUUGUGGUAUACCGACCCUUCUAUUAUACCACCGUCUCGGACUAUGCCGCCAAAGUAUUCGGCUUUCAGACUUUCGGCAAGGUCUACGGGCUCAUCAUUUGCCUUGCGGGGCUUUUCAACUUCUUGCAGAGUCCUUUGGAUGCAGUCACACACAUGGUGUUCAACAACAACCCUAUCCCGGUGAAUGUGAUCCUCAUGAGCAUCGCAGUCAUCGUGGGCACUGCGCUAGUCACUUUCACCGCGAUCAGAGCGAGGACGAUGAAGAGAGACUUCCUCGAGGAUGAGGCGGAGGGCGCAACGGAGUCGCUCAUGCCCAGUGCCGUGGCGAACGGGAAUGGCUACGGGACGUGAGAAAAAAGUGAGAGUAAUAGUGUGAAAUGGGAUUUGUCCCCGUCAGGGCCUCGAAUGUCUGAGCAUAUGUGGCCAAGGAAUCUUUCCUCGAGCUCGAUAUAUUGAUAUUUGACCCUAGUGCAACACGAAAAGCUACCAGGCCAGAACCAGUUGGAGAGGCAAAUUGUCGAAUUUACUACGAUGUUGACAAAGUAUGUCCUGGCGUAUAGGCGUCCUUGAGUUCCCCCAAAAAGAAGAAGAAAUAUCUGGUUUAUGCACAAACUAUUUCCAGAGAUGACUGGGGAGAAGGGGGUGAAUGCUUUGUUGUUUAUUACCGUUCGGGCCAGUUGAUGAUCCCAGCACGCGACUCGAUCUGACGGGCGGAGAUAGAGUUGCACUGACCUGUGAGCAAGUCCUGCUCUGCGUGGAUGUGUGUCUCGGUGUGAGCGAGGGUGUUGUUUCGACGGCAUAUUUUGCGCACCUGUCAAUAGGUACAUACAUACAUACAUACACACAUACAUACAUACGAGAGGAGACCUGGGCGUCUCUGGGGGAGCAUCCUUCCUUCCCCGAGAUGGUAUAUAUGAAGUAUUGAUACUA
Messenger RNA from Cladophialophora immunda, 2627 nucleotides. RefSeq lists its product as uncharacterized. Gene Ontology annotation, cellular component: fungal-type vacuole membrane. The record is from RefSeq and is a predicted model, not a curated record. Bases 363 to 2048 code for a protein of 561 amino acids. Gene Ontology annotation, biological process: transmembrane transport. NCBI's taxonomy places the organism in Eukaryota, Fungi, Ascomycota, Eurotiomycetes, Chaetothyriales, Herpotrichiellaceae. The transcript is spliced from 2 exons. Gene Ontology annotation, molecular function: transmembrane transporter activity.